GGAAAAGAUUUGAAGAUGUAUGGUCUGUCCAACGUCCCGGAUGUCACAGUCCUCCCCAUCGAGAGUAGCUUCCGAGCGAUCAUAUUGGCAUCUGAUGGUCUCUGGGAUGUUUAUUCGGCGCAAGAAGCGGCAGUAAUAGCACAGACAGCGAGGGCGGCAGGGGCUGCGAAUUACUCGCUUGCCAUUAUGGUGAAGUAA
This is a messenger RNA of Perkinsus marinus ATCC 50983, 198 nucleotides long. RefSeq lists its product as hypothetical. The annotation marks the transcript as partial. The record is from RefSeq and is a predicted model, not a curated record. Lineage: Eukaryota; Perkinsozoa; Perkinsida; Perkinsidae. The transcript has 3 exons.